AUGGAUGGCAUCAGAGCCUCCUCACCGACAAAGAACGCGGCCGGCAACGAGUCCCCCGAACAGCUGCUCGACGUCUUCCGAGCUGCUGCUUUGUCCGUCACCAAACUCUACAAGACCUCGGCUGCCGCACAGACAAAAGCUCGCAAUGAGGGAUACCAAGACUGCCUGGAGGAUCUGCUGGUCUUCCUCGAUAAGCACAACAUCGGCGUCGGCGACGGGGAAGGAUGGCAGAUCAGACGCUGGGCUACAGAAAGGUUCGACAGGGACGGCGUCUCCCAGUCGAUAGAAAGCGAGGACGAGGCGGAAAAGAACGAGCCAGCCUCGUCGCCCGAGCUGCACAGAGAUACCAGCCACACACCACUUCCUAUAGCACAGCACGAACCCGACAUGCGAAGAGAUUCUGCACCUCCAGCACCAGCCCCCACCCUCACCCUCAUGCCCGCCCCUGCUGCCAACCACCCGGCACAAGUUACAUCCUCGCCGGCACCCAUUCGGGAGGUCACCGUGCCAAGCCAAGACAACUUUACAUUUCAGUCAUCCGUGGCUUACCCGCAAGAUGCCGACCUCAGCAUGGCAAAUCUCGACUUGUCAGACUCUCGAUCAAAUAACCCCUCUCAUCACCAUGCAUCAUCCCGCAUGUCUCGAUCUCGAAACAACAAAAACGGUCUUCAGAGACCUAGAAAUCUGCCUCAUGUAAACAGGAGCGCGGCUGGCCAGAAGCGGAAACUUAACAUGGCCGAAAUCUUUGACCUUGGGAGUAUAGGCGGCAAGGACCUCUUCGGCGGCAACGGAGGAGGCAAACGCAGUAGGCAUGCCUAA
Messenger RNA from Truncatella angustata, 819 nucleotides. RefSeq lists its product as uncharacterized. The record is from RefSeq and is a predicted model, not a curated record. The coding region runs from base 1 to 819 and encodes 272 amino acids. Lineage: Eukaryota; Fungi; Ascomycota; Sordariomycetes; Amphisphaeriales; Sporocadaceae. The transcript has a single exon.